CCCCUCCACUUCCGCUUCGAAGGCGAGAAGCUCGACGGGUAGCCGCAGCGACCGUUUGGCGGAGACUUAGUGUCCAGGACUCGUCCGGAACCAAGGUGCCAGCAUCACCUACUUGCCUGCCUGCUCCCCUGCCUGCUGUGCCUGCUGAUAGUCAUGCCUCGGGGGCAGAAGAGCAAGCGCCGUGCACGUGAGAAACGCCGCCAGGCACGCAUGGAGACCAAGGAUCUCGGGGAUGCUCAGGCUGCUGCCUCCCCCGCCCCUACUUCUGGGAGUGCACCCCCGGGCCCCCCCACUGCUGAUGCAGGCCAGAAGCCUCAGGGAGCUGAAGCCACUAGCUCUCCUGUUGCAGAGGCUUCACCCCCAAGAUCUAAAGCACGUGGCAGGCGCCAAGUUAAGGAACAUAAAAAUUCUUCCCAGGCCUCAACCUCUGCUAAGACCGCUCCUCCAGAUCCUCUGACCAAGAAGGCAGCGGUGUUGAUACAUUUCCUGCUUGAGAAGUUUAAGAUGAGAGAGCCCAUUAGGAGGAUAGAUAUGCUGAAGCUUUUUCACAAAAGGUACAAGACACGCUUCCCUGAGAUCCUUAGGAGAGCAGCUGAGUGCAUGGAGCUGGCCUUUGGCCUUGAAUUGAAGGAAGUCAAGCCGAAUGGUUACUCUUAUACUCUGGUCAGCAAGAUAGGCCUUGUUAGUGAUGAGGUGCUGAGCAGCAGCUGUGAGCUGCCGAAGAAUGGGCUUUUGAUGCCUCUGCUGAGUGUGAUCUACCUGAAUGGCAACCGCGCCUCUGAGGCUGAUGUCUGGGAGUUCCUGAAUGUUCUGGGCAUCUAUGAUGGAAAGCAGCAUGUCAUCUUUGGGGAUCCCAGGAAGCUCAUCACGGAAGAGUGGGUGCAGCAGAAUUACCUGGUGUAUCGUCAGAUUCCCGACAGCGAUCCCCUGAGCUAUGAAUUCUUGUGGGGCUCAAGAGCCUACACUGAAACCAGCAAGAUGAAGGUGCUGGAGUUUUUGGCCAAGAUCAAUAGUACCAUCCCCAGUGCUUUCCCAUUCCAUUAUGCGGAAGCUUUGAGAGAAGAGGAAAAGAGAUCCCGAGGCAGAUCUCUAGUUAGAUCUCGUGCUGCUGCCAGGGCCACUGCCCGCUCCAGGUUCCCACCCAGAGAUCCGUCCAGUGCCCAGUGAGUUCUCAGGCAGCUUCUUCACUUUGUUUGGUCGAUACUGCCAACCUUUUAAGAAGUGAGAGGCUAUAGUAGGCCUGGAAAAGUAAUAAUAUAUAUCUUCUUUGUGUUCCUGUUUUACCCUGUUACCUUUCAAAUGUUGUUUCGUUUCCUAGAAUGUUUGUUUAGAUUCAGAAUCCAAGUUUACAAAUGACAGUUUUGUUGUUAUCUGUCAGAUCUAAGAGUAAGAGUUUUGGCACUGUGUAGUAGAAUUCAGAAAAUUCUUCCUCUUUUUUGGAUCCAGAACAAGAUAACAUAGCUUUGGAAUAGGAAUUUUCUUGGAAAUGUGAAAGAAUGUUGUUGUUUUAAAACAGAUGAAAAUCAAGUAAGCUGUAGUCAAGUUUUGAUUUAUGUUAUUCACCUUUGUCUUUCUCUUUAUAACAUUCAGUAGUACCUUUAGCAAUACACUUAGAUGUUGUUAGUUUAUUCAAGAAUGCCAAUAAAAAUAAUAAGAAACUACA
Capra hircus (goat) is the source of this 1663-nucleotide messenger RNA. RefSeq names its product melanoma-associated antigen B1-like. The record is from RefSeq and is a predicted model, not a curated record. The coding region runs from base 154 to 1167 and encodes 337 amino acids. The transcript has 2 exons. NCBI's taxonomy places the organism in Eukaryota, Metazoa, Chordata, Mammalia, Artiodactyla, Bovidae. Gene Ontology annotation, cellular component: nucleus. Gene Ontology annotation, biological process: negative regulation of transcription by RNA polymerase II.